AGAAGAAGAAGAUAAUGAAAUAGUUUACAAGGGUGGGCUGAAGCGAAUUGAGAGAGAAAGAGAAAGAAGCAAAUGGAGAAGAAGAUGAGGAAAUCUCAAUGUGUUGUUUCAAAAUCCAUUGCUAAGAACCUUUUGUUUCUCUUUGUCCCUCUUCUGUGCUUUUCCAUUGUUUCUUCAUAUGAUUCUCUUGAUCCAUAUGGAAACAUCACCAUUACAUGGGAUAUUAUGAGUUGGACUCCUGAUGGUUAUGUUGCGGUGGUGAACAUCAGCAACGAGCAACAGUUCCGUCCGGUGUCGGAGCCGGGAUGGAAGCUCGGCUGGACAUGGGAACGCCAGGAAGUCAUCUGGAUCAUGGUCGGAGCUCAGUCCAUCACCCAGGGCGACUGCUCCCGUUUUAAAGGCAUCAUCCCUCACUCCUGCGAACGUAGCCCAACCAUCGUAGACCUCCUCCCUGGAACUCCGUACAACGACCAAAUUUCCGGAUGCUGCCGCGAUGGCGUGCUCGCGCCCAUGGGCUUCGGCGAUCCAUAUCUCUCCACUGCCGGGUUCCAGCUCACAGUUGGCGCUGCCGGUAAUACCAAUAAGACUGUGCGGGUGCCCAAGAAUUUUACUUUUGGGGUGGAAGGGGGAGGAUAUACCUGUGGACCUGCUAAAAUUAUGAGGCCUACUCGGUUCUUCACCCCGGAUGGGAGGAGAGUGACCCAAGCGCUGAUGACAUGGAAGGUUGUGUGCACAUACUCAGCCUUCUUAGUAAAGAAGCCAGUGUGUUGUGUGUCAUUGUCGUCAGCCGAUCACCGUUUGUCUUCCUCAUGCAAGGAUUGUGCUUGUGGUUGUCGGAAUGCAUCUAUGGCCUGUACAGGGAAAGGAGGUGCAGAAAAGGCUUGCGCAUUUGCCUUCAGCUGUGAAAUGCACCAACCACAAUUGUCCAGUUAAUAUCAACUGGCAUCUCACAUCCAAAAGCAAAGAUAAUUGGGGUGCUAGAGUUUCAAUCACAAACUACAACCUGAGAAGAAAUAUCUCUGACUGGGCCACAUUGCUCCAUCUACCUCAAUCCAAUCACUUCAUUAAAAUUGUUCACGCCAAUCACAAGCCUUUCUUAAUCCAGAACAGUGAAUGGGAUAUGUUCUGGGGCAUAAAAAAAUACAAUAGGGUGAUCAAGAGAGCUGGAAUGAAGGGCUCCGUUGUGGACUGGGAGGUUAUUUAUAGCUACAAGAAUGGCAGCAUUCACAAUGGCACUGUUGAGCCUCCAUACAUUCCCUUGGCCAUCUAUUUCAAUGGUUAUCCUUGUUCAAUGCCUGCCACAAGAACUCUCCUCAAAGCUUGAGGUUGAGAACCUCUUCACUUGCUCUUGUUUAUCUUUAAGAAAUAAAUAAGUUAACCUUAAAACUUAUGUAUUUUCAUCGUUUGACACAACCUCUUUACAUGAGUAUUUGGUAAUUAUUUUAUAA
Dioscorea cayenensis subsp. rotundata (Guinea yam) is the source of this 1448-nucleotide messenger RNA. Its product is annotated as protein COBRA-like. NCBI's taxonomy places the organism in Eukaryota, Viridiplantae, Streptophyta, Magnoliopsida, Dioscoreales, Dioscoreaceae. The transcript has 5 exons. Gene Ontology annotation, biological process: plant-type cell wall cellulose biosynthetic process; cellulose microfibril organization. Gene Ontology annotation, cellular component: plasma membrane. The record is from RefSeq and is a predicted model, not a curated record. Bases 73 to 933 code for a protein of 286 amino acids.